GGGGGCCAUAGCUAAUAUGGAACCCUCGGUAGGAUAAGUGCGAGAUUGCCGUUGCUCGCUGCCCCUGUUUUAUUGCCUCAACAUGUUAGUGCACUUAUUUCGUGUCGGAAUCCGGGGUGGCCCAGUUCCAGGAUGGUCGCUACAAUCCCUGCGCUUCCAGACGUUCUCAGCCGCCAGGUCCUCAGAUGACUGGAUCAGUUCACGCCUCCUGCGGGCUGUAGCCCAGUUCCGGUCACAGCUCCGGGCUCACCUCCCUCGAGGCCCACCAGCUUCCCACCGGAGCCCCUCUGCCUGGUGUUGGGUUGGAGGGACCUUAGUAGUCCCCGCAGUCCUGUGGCAGCAUCCCCGUCUCUGCCUUAUAGCACGAUGUGAGGCCAAAGGGUCCCCUCCUGCCCAACCCAAACGUGCUUCGGAGCUGCGCUUUAACUGGAAGCUAUUCUGGCGUUUCCUUCACCCCCACCUGUUGGCCCUGGGGAUAGCCAUUGUGCUGGCCUUAGGUGCAGCACUGGUGAAUGUGCAGAUCCCCUUGCUCCUGGGCCAGCUGGUGGAGAUUGUCGCCAAGUACACGAGGGACCACGUGGGGAGUUUUGCGUCUGAGUCCCGUAAGCUCAGCAUCCAGCUGCUCCUACUGUAUGGUGUUCAGGGACUGCUGACCUUUGGAUACCUAGUGCUGCUGUCCCGCAUUGGUGAGCGCAUGGCCGUGGACAUGCGGAAAGCCCUUUUCAGCUCCCUGCUCCGGCAAGAUAUUGCUUUCUUUGAUGCCAGAAAGACCGGGCAGCUGGUGAGUCGCUUGACGACGGAUGUGCAAGAGUUCAAGUCGUCCUUCAAGCUUGUUAUCUCCCAGGGUCUGCGCAGCUGCACCCAGGUGAUUGGUAGCCUGGUGUCCCUGUCCGUGCUGUCCCCGCGCCUUACACUGAUGCUGGCUGUCGUCACACCUGCCCUCAUGGGAGUGGGCACCCUGAUGGGCUCAGGCCUCCGAAAGCUGUCUCGCCAGUGUCAGGAGCAGAUUGCCAGGGCCACAGGUGUAGCAGACGAGGCGCUUGGCAAUGUUCGGACUGUGCGGGCCUUCUCGAUGGAGAAGAGGGAGGAGGAACGCUAUCAAGCAGAACUGGAGUCGUGCUGCUGUAAAGCAGAAGAGCUGGGCAGCGGCAUUGCCUUGUUCCAAGGGCUCUCUAACAUCGCUUUCAACUGUAUGGUCUUGGGCACCCUAUUCAUUGGGGGCUCCCUUGUGGCUGGACAGCAGCUGAAAGGGGGAGACCUCAUGUCCUUCCUGGUGGCUUCCCAGACAGUGCAGAGGUCUAUGGCCAGCAUCUCUGUCCUGUUUGGUCAGGUGGUGCGUGGGCUGAGCGCAGGAGCCCGAGUCUUCGAGUACAUGUCCCUGAGCCCUGUCAUCCCAUUGACCGGGGGCUACUGCAUCCCCAGCAAGGAUCUUCAUGGUUCCAUCACUUUCCAAAAUGUCAGCUUCAGCUACCCCUGCCGACCUGGCUUCGAGGUGCUCAAGGACUUCACCCUGAAGCUGCCCCCUGGCAAGAUUGUGGCUCUUGUGGGCCAGUCUGGGGGAGGAAAGACCACAGUUGCGUCCCUGCUGGAGCGCUUCUACGACCCUGCUACUGGCACAGUGACGCUGGACGGGCAUGACCUGCGCACUCUUGACCCCUCCUGGCUCCGGGGUCAGGUCAUAGGUUUCAUCAGCCAGGAGCCAGUCCUGUUUGCAACGACUAUCAUGGAGAAUAUCCGCUUUGGGAAGCCGGACGCGUCCGAUGAAGAGGUGUAUGCAGCUGCACGACAAGCCAAUGCCCACGAAUUCAUCAGCAGCUUCCCUGAGGGCUACAGCACUGUGGUUGGUGAGCGAGGUACAACCUUGUCUGGUGGCCAGAAGCAGCGCCUCGCCAUCGCACGCGCCCUUAUCAAGCAGCCCACAGUGUUGAUCCUGGACGAGGCCACCAGUGCGCUGGAUGCAGAGUCUGAGAGGGUGGUGCAGGAGGCCCUGGACCGGGCCAGUGCUGGCCGCACCGUGUUGGUCAUUGCCCACCGGCUCAGUACUGUCCGUGCGGCCCACUCCAUCAUUGUCAUGGCCAGUGGCCAAGUCCGUGAGGCCGGGACCCAUGAAGAACUCCUUAAAAAAGGCGGGCUCUAUGCAGAGCUUAUCCGGAGACAAGCCCUGGAUGCUUCACUGACCUCAACCCCACCUGCAGAGAAGCCUGAAGACCCCCUGGGGUCAGGUCACUGCAAGGCCUCGGCCUGAGCCUGGAGCUCUGCUGGGGACAGAGUCCUUGAAGACCAGUGUGCUGGAGUGUGGCCUAUACCACCGCUCCCUUAGAGGGGCUGGGCCCAACAGCUGGGUGGGAAGUGGCUCUCCUCCCACCUGCUCCGACCAUCCUGACUCUACUCUGUGGUCACCUCUGGGAUGUACACCUCUGCUUGAUCCUCUCAGGCUGACCCGUCUGCCCGACGACACUCAGUUCAGGUCCUCACUCCAGGGGACUGCCAGGCCUGUAAUCCCAGCACUUGGGAGACAGAAGUGGGAGGAUCAAGAGUUCAAGGCUAUCCUGGGCUACAUAGUGAGACCUUAUCUCAAAAAAAAAAAAAAAAAAAAAAA
Molecule: messenger RNA, 2599 nt
Organism: Apodemus sylvaticus (European woodmouse)
Lineage: Eukaryota; Metazoa; Chordata; Mammalia; Rodentia; Muridae
Gene: Abcb8
Product: ATP binding cassette subfamily B member 8
Exons: 16
Coding region: 83-2245 (720 amino acids)
Biological process (GO): transmembrane transport
Cellular component (GO): membrane
Molecular function (GO): ATP hydrolysis activity; ATP binding; ABC-type transporter activity
Source: RefSeq, a predicted model, not a curated record